UAAUAAAACAAAUAUACUUUUUUGUUUAUUUACUGCAUUAUUAUUCCUUCAUGUUUCUGUUCUUCUCUUAUAAGUAAAAGGCUUAAAGGCAGAUUUUAAGGCUGGCGAAUACUGAACAAAUACGUAUUUACAAUGGGUGACAAGGACAGAGAUGAAAAAAGUCCGGAAAUAAUUACUGAGGCUGAAAGAACUUUGGCAGUAAAUGCUUUGGCUGAAUUUAAAAAGAAAAACUAUACUAAUUGUCUACAAAACAUCAACAAAUUAGAAGCUACUCGCCCAUCCAACUUUAAAAUUUUGCACAACAAAGCUGUUGUAGAGUAUUAUAAAAGUGAUCUGAAAAAAACAGAGCUAUUUAAGAAAAACCUUGCCUCAAUAUGCACACAGUUUAAGAUAAAAGUUGACAAGUUGGAAGAAAUAGAUUAUUGUAUAGCUCAAUUUAACCAAGCAGUAAUUUUAUUUCAUGAAAAACAGUAUACAUCAGCACAAAGGAUUAUGGAUAGAGUUUAUAAAUUUAUUGAGCCUAUGGAGGAAAACCUUGCUAAACAAGCCAGUCUAUUAGCCAUAGAGCUUCAACUAUGCUUAAGGCGCCCUGACAAAGCAUUGACGCUUAUAAGCUACCUUGAAAAUAAUUUGAUGUAUGGCGGAAGUAUCCCGUUAAAAAGUUUGGAUAAAACAUCAAAAGAAAAGAAGUUUCCCUUGCCUACUGCUAAGCCCAUCCCAGAGGACUUUCAAAAAAAAUUGUUAAAAUAUAAAGUGAGAUGCUACCUUCUAAAUCACUCUUUAAGUAUUGCUACGAGGGAAAUACCAGUUUUGCUAAAAGAAAAAAAUAAGAUUGAAGCACUAUUCCUCUCGGCUAAUUUGCAUUACCUUAAAGGCAAUUUUGAUGAGUCUCUUAAAAUUUUAUCCUGUAUACCUGAAGAUACCCUCAGUUACACCGAAUAUGGCGAAAGUUCGAGAAUUUUAAUAUACAAUAAUUUAGGUAUUUUAUAUCAUGUUAUGGGGAAACCCAAUUUAGCCUGUCAUUAUUUUCAAACUGCUUUGAAGGAAGAUAUUCGUAAUUGCCAGAAUUUGCAGAAAAAGGAUGUCAAUGAUAAGCAGCUUUAUAUCUGUGGUGGUUCUAAAUACCACGAGUUAAUGUAUAAUCUAGGCGUGGCUCUCUUGACCGCCGGUAGGGCAGCUCAAGCGUUCGAUUGUUUAAUAAUUUGCGUGAGGAGAUACCACAGGAAUUCCAGGCUGUGGCUCCGUAUUGCUGAAUGUUGUAUAGCUGUCCAUAAACCGAGUAACCAAGUAGAUUUUGACAUCCACAAACGCAAAAAGGAGCUAAUUUGUGAUAUCAUAGGUACGAAGGAUAAGCAGAAAGUGGUUUUAGUCAAUACUUUAUCCAACGACAAAAAAUACAAUGCGGAGAGCCAAUCGUACGCUAUUCCAGUUCCUACAUUAGAAUUUGCUUCUCUUUGCCUUAAAAAUGCAAAACUUUUAAUUCCGGAGAAUGUGGGAGAAACUCCUCCGGAACCGCUCUUUUUGGUUCCCGGAGUGACACCUCCUGCACCUCCACCCAGUCCAACUGUGGCCCCUUCCAGUCCUGUGGCUUCGGAUGAAAUUCAGAAUUUGAAAAAUGGCAUACUGAUAGCAACAGCAUACGUAUCCUUAUGUUUAGGAGAUUAUAUUAACGGUCUGAAUCAUGCGACAGAGCUUUUACAACAAGAAAAAAUAUCUGGAGUACACAAGCUUUUGGGGCAUCUCUAUGCUGCGGAGUGUUUAGUGUUAUCGGAUAAAAUUCCAGAAGCGGUUGAACAUUUAAACCCGGAAAAUGUUAAAAAUGUUGGAUUUGAAUUUGAGAGCUCGGCUUCCACCGAUGAUGAAGCUGAUGUAAAAAAUAAUCCUCCUUUUAAAUGGUUCCCAAAUAACUUGGCAAGUGCCUAUUCUGUAAUGCAGUACAACCUUGCAGUCGCCAAAACUAUCCGAGGUCAGCUUGAGCAGGCGGGUCAUCUAGUGAAGCAAAUCUGGCAAGAACGCUUAGCGGACGGUCAAGUGCCAGCGCAUAUAAUUAUGUUGAUAAUCUACAUUGAGUUACAAUUAGGACAUGCGGAAAUUGCCAGGAAUCUUUUAAGGCGGUACUCAUUUCAACCAAGAAUUUCUGGAUGAUAUCUAAGCGAUAUAAUCUAUACAAUUCAUUAGGACCAUGUUUAAUUCAUGAUAUUAAAUUCUAAAAUUUAUAUAAAAUCUUCCCUUUGUAUUAAGUUAAAAAAAUUAUGGAGUACCGAUUUUCGGCAUAAAAGAAAUUUAUUAAAUAAAAUUAAAAUAUGCCUUUGUUUUAAAACAAAA
Messenger RNA from Anthonomus grandis grandis, 2325 nucleotides. It is a transcript of the gene Not10, whose product is annotated as CCR4-NOT transcription complex subunit 10. Gene Ontology annotation, biological process: mRNA catabolic process; negative regulation of translation. Gene Ontology annotation, cellular component: CCR4-NOT complex. The record is from RefSeq and is a predicted model, not a curated record. The coding region runs from base 133 to 2145 and encodes 670 amino acids. The transcript has 14 exons. Gene Ontology annotation, molecular function: protein binding. Lineage: Eukaryota; Metazoa; Arthropoda; Insecta; Coleoptera; Curculionidae.